Messenger RNA from Acanthocheilonema viteae, 741 nucleotides. NCBI's taxonomy places the organism in Eukaryota, Metazoa, Nematoda, Chromadorea, Rhabditida, Onchocercidae. The record is from the annotation of a GenBank genome assembly.
AAACGUGAGCUUGCAUUGUCUGGAGAUAGUAAAGCAAGAGUAUAUUCAAACAGUCGUAUCUGGCAAAUGUUGACCGAUGUAGAACGUGAACAGCUAAGAAAAGAACGUCACAAGAUAAGCACAUACAAAACUUCGUUGUGUAGAGUAUUUCGAAAAACUGGGCAAUGUGGAUAUGGAGAAGCAUGUAUUUUUGCACAUGGUGAAGAAGAACUUCGUCUUCCACCUACGGAUCAUCCAAAGUAUAAAACUCAAUUGUGCAAUAAGUUUAUCAAGUGGAAUUACUGCCCCUAUGGUGAUCGUUGCCAGUUCAUCCAUAAACGUUACAAUGAAAAUAUGAGAUUCACUGGCGUGAUGAAAAUGGGCGAUUCAAAAAGUGUCAGAAAUAAUAUUUCACAUAUUGAAAGCUUUAGUGUGGAACAUAUGAAUACAAGAUCUAUGAGCUCACCAGUUGCUCUCGGGAGAAAUUUAUUGCUUGCAGAACAGAGUGGCUUUUGUCAUUCUGUUGCAGGCCCUGUUUUUAAUCAAACAGGAAAUACGGAGCAUUUUAUAGAGACGACUAAUAACAAAAAUACGGGAAAUAUUGUCUACAGAGAUCAGCCACUUGAAGCGACUGGUCCGGUUAUGAGUAAUAGUAUUUUAAACCAAGUCAAUUCGGUUGAUAAUGACAAUUUCCUCGAGUGGCUUGAUGAACAACUCAAGAAAAUGUUAGUCUCUGCUUCUGAAGGAAUUUUCGAAACAUAG